Molecule: messenger RNA, 1346 nt
Organism: Dermacentor andersoni
Lineage: Eukaryota; Metazoa; Arthropoda; Arachnida; Ixodida; Ixodidae
Product: COMM domain-containing protein 3
Biological process (GO): sodium ion transport
Source: RefSeq, a predicted model, not a curated record
AAUUGACAGCCAACGCGAGCUAGGGACACACUUGAAAUAAUAGUGCGGAGGUCUGCACGAGUUCGGCCUUCCCCUAAAGCCCGGGCUCGGCCUCAGUUGAGCCAACUGUUUGGCCCCUCCCGGCUACGCUAUUUGCAACUCAGCAGAACUGUAGGCUAUAAAAAUGGCAGCCCUUAGGGAAUUUCGGAUGCUGCGCCUCUGCUGGUCACUAUAUGCCACAGCAGCCGCCCUCCUCUACUCCUACUCCUGAAAGAAAAAAAAAAAAAGAAAGAAAACAGAUGCGGCUAGGCCCCUGGUAUUACAGUAUCUGAUCUCUCCCCCUCUCCCUUGUUUCUUUGACAAAGCCUCUUAAAUUAAUGCACUUAUUUCCAGUUAGCUUUUCUAGGGGAUAAAGCGCAGCUCAUUGGAACAGCAAUGUCGCGGUGGCACGCUCACACUUUUAUAGAAAGUUUAGCCACAUAUUUAAUUUCCUAGUAACAUGACACUGUAAAAACGCGAACAGCGCUUGUAGUAGUUACACAUCGGACCUAUAUUCCAGACUCGAGAAGAACCUCUAUCGACUCGUCAUCCGUAAACGCCCUUUAAACAAUUGCGCCUAAAACUACGGCGUCACUAUACUGACGUCUAAUCCGUGAAUUUUGCCGAUAUGUUAUUCUCACGUCUCCAAACGUGCGUCUGUCUUGACGGACGCACGGAGACGGACCAUCCGAAGCAAUGGAGCUCGCCGAACCGUUCGUCAACGGCAUCGCCAAGGCCGCCGAUCCGUGCAAAGUGAGUGAUGCAGACUACACCAAACUCCUCGACAAAGUCUUCAGCGUGGUCACGAACGACGGCGAACCGGGGGCGGGUGGCGUCGACGAUGACGACGAGUCGGCGACAGCAGACGACGACUUCAAAGAUGGCUGCGCCGGACUGAUUGCGCUGGUGCUCGAGAGCUCGCGCUUCAACCUGGACGAUUCUCAGCUAGCGCUGCGCCUCGAAGAGUACGGAAUGACCGGCGCCCGCGCGGACUCCUUGGUCCGCAAGUACGCGGCGAACAAGCAGUUGGUGCGCGUCGAGUUGAGUCGCAUCGGGCGGCGGCCGCCUCACGUCACCGGCGUCGACUGGAGCGUCGAUUAUCGGGUCAAGAGCAACCACCUCGAGCGCAUCGGCGAGCCGGUAUUCCACAUCGAGCUCAAAACUUCCUCGGAGAAUCCAGUCUCGUUCGCGUGCAACAUGGCGCAGAUGCAGGACCUGCUGCAUAGCCUGCGGGAUGCCGCGAAGUGCGUUGAAAACAAGGCGCAGGGGGGCGGUUCUUGAGCCUACGUGCCCGUUUACGUUUUGUAAAUAAAAGAUUGUCUAACGAA